Molecule: messenger RNA, 1018 nt
Organism: Brienomyrus brachyistius
Lineage: Eukaryota; Metazoa; Chordata; Actinopteri; Osteoglossiformes; Mormyridae
Exons: 5
Coding region: 84-956 (290 amino acids)
Source: RefSeq, a predicted model, not a curated record
UCGACUGAUUGGCCGAGCCGCGAGUGCGGCCCCGCGCGACUGGGCGGCGCGGCGAUGGCCCGCCCGCCUACCGGCGCGCUUAUAUGAAUGAGGACCAGCCUUGCGGGGACAUUAUCGUCGCAUCUGUCAACACUUUUGCUUCGUCUUUGGCGUUCUACACAGCUCUUACAGAAAUGGACUUUGCACCACUUUUCCGCUUUGAGCACAGUGGGGAGCUCACCCUGCGCCCCUCACUCGAGGCACUGGCCACCCAGAGAGCCCUCGUGGGCCAGACUGGGACGACCCCGAGCCAGGCCAAGGAUCCAGCGGCAGUAUUGACGGAGGCCAGGAGCAGAGUGGCGGCUCAAGGAGGAGACCCCCGGGACCAGCGGCUGGUGGCAAGCGAGUGUGCUAUCCAGUUUGGCCAGUACCGGGGGAAAACCUUCAAGUGGCUCCUGUCCAAUGACGUUGGAUAUUCUGCCAUGGUCCUGGCUGAGCAUCAGGCGGAGAAGGAAUCCGGCAACCUGAGCGACACUGCAGCGGCGAGCGGUGUCACGCGCAACAAGGAUGUGUUCCUCAGGUAUGCCAGCUCCUUCCCCCAGAUGAGCGAGGUCAUCAGACGGCGUCGGCACCUGGAGGCUCCGUCACACAAGACUCUUGUGGGAUUCGGCGCACACAAGAAUUGCACCUAUAAGGAGCUGUACGAGUCCAAGGACAGGGAGAGGAGGAGCUAUGUCCGGUGGGUUAGGGGGCAGUCGAGCAAGCCAGGGACCAGAAUGGAUGUACUGAAGAAGUACAUCCAGAUGAGGGAUGCACAGCAGGCACCGCCCAGCUCUGCGCCCUCCGAGGUCCCCCUUGUCGUUCCGGGCUCCUCUAAGGAGAUGCCCACCACAGCUCCUGAGUCCUCAGACGCCGAGCUCCUGACCUGCGCAGUGGAGCAUGAGACGUCAGGUGAGUCUAAAUGUAUUUUUGAAUAAAUGAGAUUAUUGUGAAUUGCGCACAAAUCUGUCAAAUGAUACAAAAACUAUGAACUCUAUAU